Molecule: messenger RNA, 495 nt
Organism: Penicillium alfredii
Lineage: Eukaryota; Fungi; Ascomycota; Eurotiomycetes; Eurotiales; Aspergillaceae
Product: SNARE domain- containing protein
Exons: 4
Coding region: 1-495 (164 amino acids)
Biological process (GO): endoplasmic reticulum to Golgi vesicle-mediated transport
Source: RefSeq, a predicted model, not a curated record
AUGGCUUCCCGAUUUCCCCGACAGCGUGAUCCUCGCUCCUCCUCAUCUCUCUUCGACGCGUACGGUGGCAACUCUCGCCCGGCUAGCAAAUCGCCUGCGCCUGCCGGCGGGUACGGAUACCCCGGUCCGGCGGGUAAUGGCUAUGCAAAUGGCAGUCCGAAUGACGCGGGAUUCCGAAGUGCAACGCCAAACAAGAAAGGACACUACUCUGACGCAGUUCUCUCGUCUCUCGAAUCACAAAAUGAUAACGAAGUGGAGGGGAUCACCGCCAAGGUCAAGAUGUUGAAGGACAUCACUCUUGCCAUCGGCGACGAAAUCCGCGAUACCUCGAACCUCGCAGACCUCAACGACUCGUUCGAUAGCACCCGAGUUCGGCUUCGUGGAAACAUGACUCGCAUGCUUCGUAUGGCUGAGCGCACCGGCGUCGGUUGGCGGGUGUGGCUGGGUUUCUUCAUCGCCGUCUUCCUCUUGUUUUUUUAUGUAUGGCUCUUUUGA